This is a messenger RNA of Diabrotica balteata, 504 nucleotides long. Lineage: Eukaryota; Metazoa; Arthropoda; Insecta; Coleoptera; Chrysomelidae. The record is from the annotation of a GenBank genome assembly.
AUGUUAAUAUACGAGAAUCCAAAGCUUACACCUCAAUUCCUAGCACCGCCUUCUUUAUUGACGUUGCCCAGUAACGCCACUAGUAUAAGAACUGACAUAAGCGACUCAUUUCACUGCGAAGGAAGAGACUAUGGAUACUAUGCUGACGUAGAAAACGACUGCCAACUAUUCCAUGUGUGCUUGCCGGUUACGUACUCAGAUGGAAGAAAUCAAACUUUCAGGUGGAGUUUUAUCUGUCCGGAGGAAACAGUUUUCAACCAGGAAAUGUUUACAUGCACCAGAGCGGACGAAGCCAUUGAUUGUGCAGAAUCACCUCGGUUUUACGAGUUGAACAGAAACUUCGGCAGCGAAGAAAUUAUAGGAGAAGUCAUAGAUUCUGUUGUACCUUCGACACCAGAACCACACUACCUUGAAGAAGCUACCGCCCUACCAGACGUUCCUCAAGGUCUUGGCCGAAACCUUUCCAGAAGAGGGGGAAAUAAGCCAGAUCCAAAAAAACAAUAG